Molecule: messenger RNA, 315 nt
Organism: Cylicocyclus nassatus
Lineage: Eukaryota; Metazoa; Nematoda; Chromadorea; Rhabditida; Strongylidae
Source: the annotation of a GenBank genome assembly
AUGAUAUCCAGCUUGCCCCGUAAGUCACCUGUGCCGAGCCCUGCUUACAGCAAUUUCGAGCUUGCCUUGAGGGAACGCUUCAGCUUCACGGAUAAGCUCAGCGAUAAGAUAAGUACAAAUAAAUUGACGAAUUGCGCCCUAGGAACUCUAUACUCGGGCGUCGCAAUUUUUGCACAAUACCUACCCUUCAGUAAUUGGCAAAUCGCUAAGCAUCCUGUUUGCGGAGGCGAUGUUCAUGUACGCUGCCUGCGAUUUCUGUCUGGUGGCCAUGAAGAUCUUUCGCUCACUGGAGAUUUCGGAGCUGAUAAUUGCUAA